Pisolithus orientalis is the source of this 801-nucleotide messenger RNA. RefSeq lists its product as uncharacterized. The record is from RefSeq and is a predicted model, not a curated record. The transcript is spliced from 6 exons. Lineage: Eukaryota; Fungi; Basidiomycota; Agaricomycetes; Boletales; Pisolithaceae. Bases 1 to 801 code for a protein of 266 amino acids.
AUGUUAGAUUCAGUUCCAGCAGUCCAGAUAAACUCCAUAAGUCAACUGGUCCAAGGACCAUUACUUCUAAUGACUUGGCUUGCAUCUCUCAAUGAGGAUGAGGAAAUGUUUACUGAAGAUGACCUGCCAGAUGCUCCAUCAUCCCCAUUAUCUCAAACAAUACACACAACUGGGAUGGAACCCUCCUUCCAGUCCUCUGGUUCACCCAGAUCACCUUUGAUAGAGCCAGCAUGGGAGUCAUUGGCACUGUCUCCCUCCUCUAGCAGCCCAUUGGUUGAGCCUCCUUGGGACUCCAUAUCAACACACCUCUCUGACAGCACCCUGUUACUUGAGCCAGCAUGGGACAAAUCGCCACUGCCUGUUGCCCCAGUUCCCAGCCCAACAACAUUUGCAUCACCUGGUGGCAAUUUCCCUGGUCCUUGUCAACCUAUGGACCUUUCAGAUGCUCCUGCAUCAUUCAGCUCCACAUCAAUACCACUGGCUAGAUCCCCAUCACUGGUGCCAAUCCCAUUGUUGCAUUCAGAGCUUUUAGCAGUCUCCCAGGAGUUUGCCAUACAGCCAGGAGUUGAUACUCCACAAACUGAGUCUAAACAUGUCUACCAGUUCAAAUGUCAAGGCAGAUCUCCAGUGUCAUGGCUAGGAGUGGGGUAUUAUGCCAAUACCCUGGUGGAUACAACCAGGGAGUGGCGAUCACAUGUUGAGUGGCAUGCCAUGCUUACCAGAUUCUGGCAACAGUUAGCAGAUCUUCUGGAGGAAGAGCUGGCAGGUGUAGGCUACCAUCUUAAACCAGACCAGCUUUAA